This is a messenger RNA of Salvelinus namaycush (lake trout), 2423 nucleotides long. Its product is annotated as synaptotagmin-6-like. Lineage: Eukaryota; Metazoa; Chordata; Actinopteri; Salmoniformes; Salmonidae. Gene Ontology annotation, cellular component: membrane. Gene Ontology annotation, biological process: regulation of calcium ion-dependent exocytosis; calcium-ion regulated exocytosis; regulation of dopamine secretion. The record is from RefSeq and is a predicted model, not a curated record. The coding region runs from base 1 to 2331 and encodes 776 amino acids. Gene Ontology annotation, molecular function: calcium-dependent phospholipid binding; syntaxin binding; phosphatidylserine binding. The transcript is spliced from 9 exons.
AUGCCGCCGGGUUUAGUUAAAGCGGAGGUUAAACAACUAGUGUUAAAAGUUUUGUUGGAAGAGCAGGUGCUUGUAUUACCGCUGCCUGAGCCUACUACCCCUGUAGGGGAUGUUGCUGCUCCUCUAAGCCCAGUGGUGUCUGGGGGCGAGGCUAAAGCACCUGCCACAUUGCCCCGUUUUGAUCCACUCUCCCCACUUUCAACCGGUGAUGCCAGGAGGGAUGUCCGUUCCAUACAGUUCCAACUUGAGGCAGAACGAGAACAGCGGCAGUUCCAGUUGGAGAUGUGUAAACUUGAGGCAGAACGAGAACAGCGGCAGUUCCAGUUGGAGAUGUGUAAACUUGAGGCAGAAAAAGAACGAGAACAGCGGCAGUUAGAUAUGGAGAUGGGUAAAAUUGAGGCAGAGUUAAAAAUGCGCCAGAUGGAACUGGAGGCAGAGACAGCGAGGCUAGCCUUCAGGCCUGCAGCGACUGCACGACAAGAGAGUGACGUGAUAGAUUUGUCGAAAACUGUUCUGUUCAAAGAGGAUGACCAAGAGGAUGGGUUGUGUGCUAUCUCUGGGAAGCUGAUCACCUCUGACAAACAGCCCAGGAAAGAAGAGAAGAAUGAAGAACUUAUUGCUGAUGCAAUACAGUUACCAGUCACUCGUGAGCAGCUGGUUGCUAACCAAAAGAGGAGGAUGAGUUCUGCGGAGGAGAGAAAGGACCAUGACAUGCACUGUGAGAAGGCGGUGGCCCUCAUCAUUGACCUCUGUCUGGACGACAGCCCACUGUUGCAGCCCAACACCUGCCAGGACUUCAUCACACUGGCCACCAACCCAAACUCUGCAUGGUCAGAUAUCUCCUUCAGCUUCCUGCUCCUGUUGUUCGUGGCCUGUGGCCUGGCCCUGCUGGGCGUCAUCGUCUUUGCCUCCUGGAAGCUGUGCUGGCUGCCCUGGUGCACCAAGGACCUCUCCUCCAGUGCCACCGCCCUUGCCCCCGCCGCCGGCCCCCCCUCCUCUGCCUCUGACAGACCCUACGACAGAGCCUUCUCAGCACAUGCCCACAGGCCUACAUUCGUACGCGCACACACGCAUGUGCACGCCAUGGCGUCUGACAACCUGAAUCCUUCGGAUUUGGCGAGUUUCCUGGAGGCGGCGGUGAAGAUCAGCCACACGUCACCUAACAUCCCUGCCAAGGUGCAGCUGUCCAUGAAAGACCACUUCCUACGCCGCACGCGCAUGGCCAGGCAGACCACCGAGCCUGCCUCCUCCAAUAGGCACAGCUCCUUUAAGAAGCACCUCCCCCGACAAAUUCAACAUGUCACCAGCCUUGACCGAGGCAGCGACUUCCCCUAUGCAGAGGACCAAUCCACCAGCCUGGCCAGUUUGGGUCGCAUCCAGCCAGAGCUCUACAAACAGAGCCCCCUGGAGGCCGACGAGUCCUCCAAGACCUGUGGCAAGAUCAACUUCUCCCUCAAGUACGACUAUGAGUCCGAGGCGCUCUUCGUCAACAUCCUCAAGGCCUUCGACCUGCCUGCCAAGGACUUAUGCGGCAGCUCCGACCCCUACGUCAAAAUCUACCUCCUGCCUGACCGCAAGCACAAGUUUCAGACUCGCGUCCAUCGCAAGACUCUCAACCCGAUGUUUGACGAGUCCUUCCAGUUCACAGUGCCCUACGAGGAGCUGGGCAGCAGGAAGCUGCACCUGAGCAUCUUUGACUUUGACCGCUUCUCCAGCCACGACAUGAUCGGCGAGGUCAUCCUAGAGAACCUGUUUGAGGCGUCGGACCUCUCUCGCGAGACGGCCAUCUGGAAGGACAUUCAGUACGCCACCUCUGAGAGUGUAGACCUGGGGGAGAUCAUGUUCUCUCUCUGUUACCUGCCAACCGCAGGCCGACUCACCAUGACCAUCAUCAAGUGCAGGAACCUCAAGGCCAUGGACAUCACAGGAUACUCAGACCCAUAUGUCAAAGUCUCCCUGGAGAGUGACGGACGGCGCUUGAAAAAGAAGAAAACCACCAUCAAGAGGAACACUUUAAACCCCACCUAUAACGAAGCUAUCAUCUUCGACAUCCCCCCUGAGAACAUGGACCAAGUCAGCCUGCACAUAUCCGUCAUGGACUAUGACUUGGUGGGACACAAUGAGGUCAUAGGUGUGAACAGAGUCGGCAGUCAUGCAGAGGGGCUGGGUAGAGACCACUGGAACGAGAUGUUGGCCUAUCCCCGCAAGCCCAUCGCUCACUGGCACCCUCUACUGGAGGCCACCAAGUCUCAGAAAGAGUGGAAAACCCGCACUGCAAGCUUUGACAGCCAAGGCUCCUGUCCCUCUCCAAGACUUCUGUCUAGUCCAUGAGGGAGGAGCCAGAAUGUAUUCUACACUACUCUACGAAGCCUGCCCUGCAGCAAGGCCUGAAAUAUUGGAGUGUCCCAGACCCUGUGCCUCAA